AUGUCGGAUAGAGAAGAAGUCGACAGCGACUCCGGUGCUCCAGAGGAGUUUACAGUCCAGCAGGGAAUACAACAGGACGAGGAUAUUAGGAAAGUCCAAAAAGAAAAUCUAGCCCGGGUCGUUCGCGAAGGAAAACAACGUCGCAGAAAAUGGGCCGAAAAAUUGACUCCACGACCAUCACGCAGAGAUGGCAGCGCCAAAAAUAAAACAAGUACUGAAGGAAUGCUACCAGAUGAUAUUGUCCAACAUGUUGCAGCUAUCGAGAAGGCAGUUAAUAAGAAGAAAGUGUUCUCAUCUGAUUCUGAAGACGAGAAAGCUGAGGAGAAGAAUGCUUCUAGAAAGAAAAAGACGAAAGAUUAUAGGCUAGAUAUUGCUAUGUUAAACGACCGGCCUGCUCAAUGCCCACAAAGUUCACUGGACUUUUUGAAGAAACGAAAGAUGCAGGUUGCGAGAUCUUCUGCUGUUUUGAACAAUUCAAACCAAGCAUUACGCUUCCUCUCCUCAUCUGGCUUGCUCAAAAAAGAUUGGAGAUGA
Messenger RNA from Fraxinus pennsylvanica, 534 nucleotides. Lineage: Eukaryota; Viridiplantae; Streptophyta; Magnoliopsida; Lamiales; Oleaceae. The record is from the annotation of a GenBank genome assembly.